AUGGCCGACGCCACCGUCAUGUCGCUGGCAGUGUCGGAUAAGACAAACAGCCACGGCAGCGAGCAACCUGAUUUCUCCAUUGAACAGGUCCAGCUCCAGUUUGGCCUCAAUCACGACCUUCGAACAAUUCGGGUCGCCAAUGAUCACAUGGUAUUGUUCAUGAGUAGCCAGAUGGCGCUAAUUGACCUUGACAACCCCAGUCAAGUGAAAAACGUCCCCUUACCGGCUAAUGAGACGUUUAAGGCGGGGUUCAUUGACCCCCUGGGAGUCCAUGUCAUCGUGCAAACCCAUUCGCUCAGUUGUUUCUACCUCCAUGCACCUACUUACUCUCAGCUCAAGCCGCUCCAUAAGUUUAGAGGGAUUACCGAGAUUGUUUCCAUUGAGUUCUCUCCCCCGACUCAGGAAUUAUCUACUGGAGAUUUCUUAUUAGCGACGGAACUGGCAGUAUAUAUUGGGAAUAUCAAAGCGCAUUCAGCAACCGAGGGCAACAAGAAAGAUGAUAAAUUCCUCAAGCAAGUUUGGAAGCUGGAUCAAGUUUUGGUGGGGGCAGUAUUCCUGAAGAGUUAUACACAGAUUCAUGUAUUUUCGAAUUACAAGCACUGGACGUGGGAUACGUUUGAUACAUCUUUGGGAGAGAUACUGAGGGUGAUGAAGACCGCCCCAAUUGAACAUGAAUUGAAUGGCAAGCAAUGGAUGCUAUGCAGUCUGCCGGAUCAUCUGUUCGUGUUGAUCGACCAACAGCCUCCACAUGCUAUUGAAAGUGAUCACCCUGAGAUUCUCCUCAGCAACUUGAAGCAAUUGGAUGAAAUUUCUGGAACUCUCCACCAAAUUUGUGUACUGUCACAUCAUUUAUUUUGCAUGGCUUUGAACGCCCCAAUUGUGUAUUUGGUCAAUACCCUCAGUGAGGGCUCCUUUCAAAAGAUCAGUCUUCCAGAGGUAGCCAAAUCAACCCAAUACUCAAUCACAUCUGAUGUUACUAAAGGUACAUAUUGGGUGUACAAUCGUAACCUGAUAUUCGAGAUCGUGGUCGAAAAUGAACUGAUUCUGGUGUGGCACAACUACUACAAGUUAGGCAAAUAUGACGAAGCUUUGGCCUGCCUUCCUGAUGAGCCAGUGAAUGCAGCUAAACGAGAUAUGGUUCACAUUCGCCAGGGUUAUGAUUACCUUCAAAAAGGAGGCUUUGGUCUUGAUGUGGGUGGAGAACAUACCGACGACGACAAUACUCAAUUGGCCGCACUUCAAAUCAAGGGAAUGAAAAUUCUAGCAGAACUGAGUGAGCUGUUUGAGAAAGUCUGUUUGAUGCUUUUGAAUCAUAGGCCACAGGCCGGAAUUUCUAAUGCACGAGCAGCUAUGCUGCUGCGGCUUCUUGUGGAAUAUUUGCUUAUAAAGUUCCGCCUUGCUCGUGAGGCUCGCAAUCACAUUCAGAUGGUAGUUCUUUCCCUGUUGAUCGUGGAGCAGCUUCUAACCACACUUAGCCACACGCAAAAUAAAACUAGCCGUCGUGAACUUGACGACCAAUUUCGAGAAUUCUUACAACAAAAUUUUCGAUACUUUGAUAAGGACACCAUUUAUCAAAUCAUCAGUCGUCUCCACUUUCAUGAUAAGUUGGUCUACUAUGCUGACUUGAUCAAAGACUAUGACUAUAUUAUUCAUUACUAUAUUGAUCGGAGUGAAUGGUCAGCAGCUUUAGCCCUGGUGGCCAAGGUGUUUUUCAGCAAUGAUCAUUCAAAUGACAUCAUUUACGAUACCCUGUCGACAUUAUUGUUGAAUUAUCCCCAGGGGACAGUUGAGAUGUGGCUCAAACUUCAAAAUGCUGAGGGCGUCGACGAAGCAUUUGACCCGAUUAAAGUUCUUCCAGCGUUGCUUACUUAUAACCGCCAAUCACGCCUUGACAGUGUGGGCGAUAAUAAGGCUAUCACGUACCUUCUGCGAUUGAUUUAUGAUAAGGCCGUGCGAAACCGAACCAUUAAUAAUUAUUACCUCAUGCUUUUGUUGGCUUAUUCUAGGGAUUAUGAGGUUGUUGCCAAACAUUUAAUGAAGUUCCUACAACUGGGAAUAGGUCCAUUCGACCUGCAAGUUGUCUUGCGAAUGUGCGUUGCACAACAACAUUUCCAAGCAGCAGUAUGGGUGUUGAUUGACUUGGGAUUAUAUGACCAAGCUUUAGAGGUGCUGAUUCGCCAUAGGCUUCCAAAAUUGGGAGAAUUUGUGCUUCGCAAAUAUGAUCAAAACCACAGGGAAGAUGAGGGGACUGCGUCGACAGGUGUUCAGCUUUCUCGUGCAAAUUUUGCCAAUCGCAAGAGACUUUGGUUGGAGUAUUCCCGUUAUCUCAUCGAUGAGGUUGAGCUGGAUCCGGUGAGAGAGUUUGUUGGUAUUGGAGAUGCUGAGAUGGACCAUCUGAAGAAGCUUAAUUUAGUGCUUCGCUUUUUACUUGAGCUUGACGGUCAAAUGAAGCAAGAGGGUACUGUGACACUCAAAGAUUUAUUACCCUUGUUACCGGACCUGGUUAUCAUUAAUGAUUUCCGCGACGAGAUCGUGAAAUCGCUCAACACCUACAAUUCCAGCAUCAAUCAAUUGCUGUUAGAAAUGAAGGAGCUGUUGUCAAUUGCUGCCCGCCUCAAAGAGGAGAUUCGCGAAAUGACACAGGUGAGUACGAAGGCCAAGUUAGCCCUGGUGAUUCAACCAGGCGAACCGUGUCAUCUUUGUCAAAAACUUUUGCUCUCCACCAAAAGUGUUGUUUAUUUCCCGAAUUGUCAUCAUGGUUUCCAUAAGCAAUGCGUGGUCCGAGCUUAUCUUGAUCUGGGGAACUACCAAUUCCGCAAAGCAUUCACUCAAUUCAAGCGUCACAAUGCUUUGGUGAAUAAGGAAGAGAUGGAGAAAAUGUUGGUCAAGGAGUGCUUCUUGUGCAGUGACCAUAAUAUCACCACAAUUGACGAGCCUUUCGAAGAGGAAACAGGCUGGGAGUUAUAA
This is a messenger RNA of Diutina rugosa, 2967 nucleotides long. RefSeq lists its product as uncharacterized. Gene Ontology annotation, molecular function: protein-macromolecule adaptor activity. Gene Ontology annotation, biological process: vacuole organization; endosome organization; organelle fusion. NCBI's taxonomy places the organism in Eukaryota, Fungi, Ascomycota, Pichiomycetes, Serinales, Debaryomycetaceae. Bases 1 to 2967 code for a protein of 988 amino acids. The record is from RefSeq and is a predicted model, not a curated record. The transcript has a single exon. Gene Ontology annotation, cellular component: endosome; HOPS complex.